Molecule: messenger RNA, 2967 nt
Organism: Phaedon cochleariae (mustard beetle)
Lineage: Eukaryota; Metazoa; Arthropoda; Insecta; Coleoptera; Chrysomelidae
Source: the annotation of a GenBank genome assembly
AUGUUCAGUUUCUUUAAGAAAUCUAAAAAAGACUCAGACAAAAAGAACAGAGACCAGUUUCAAAACAAAGAAAGCAAAAGCCAGCAAGGUGAAAAUCCAGGUAAAAAUAAUCGCGAUGAGAUCGUUAACAAGUCUGCGUCUGAAAGUGACUCAGAACCGCUGCCAAACAAUUUCUCGGAAUCCGAAACCGUCCCGCGAAAAAAUGUGCCGAAUGCAGCUACUAGUGCCGUGACAGAAUCCGAGAAAACCGACGCGAAUCCAGACAUCAUCGCGACCAUGUCCCAGAUUCCCGUCGAAACCCCCAAAAAACCGCCGCCCUUCGGUGCGAAGCCUUGCGGGCACGGUACCACCCCCAUAUCACCCAGAGUACCACCAGCACCAGCCAACAGAUCCAACAACAGUACCCCCACCGCCAGUCCCGUGUUGGAGCUCAGGAAACACUUCAGGAUCAGCGGAAUCGAGAACGUCACUAGCCACCCCCAAGGAAAGACCAACGACAUGGGGGGUGAGAACACGGUGAUAGUUAGCGACAUGGGGGAUGAGAACACGGUGAAAAUUAACGACGUGGAGGGUGUGAACACGGUGAAAGUCAACGAUAAGGGGGUUACGGACACGGUCGCGGGGAGGUUGAAGCUUCACGUCAGUUUGCCUACACCUGCUGCCAAAGAUCAGAAUAAUACGAAAAAUCUCGUGAAUCAAGAGGCAAAAUUCCAGAGUCAGCUCAACGAUCUUUCUAAACAGUUGUCUAUAAGAGAUGCCGAGGCCAACAAACUCAAAUUUCAAAUGGAAGAACUGCAGAGAGAUGUUUUUGCUAAAUCCGCUGGAAUGGAUAGGUUAGAAUCAGAACUGAGCGCUGCUCAGAAAGAAUGCGAAACUAUAAGACAGAGGAUACGUGUGUUAGAAAACGAAUUAGAUAAUCAGAAACGAAUGAACAGUCAACUGAGUACUGAUAUAUCAGAAAAAACAGAUGCAUUUCAAAGUUUUGAGCGCGAUUCCAAAUAUAAAAUAGAAGAACUUGAAGACACAAUCAAAGGAUUACGAAUAAGGAUAGAUGACUUGGAAAACCAACUGAAAUCCCUGAGAGAAGAAAAAGAGCACCUAGAAAAAAGGCACACAGAACUGCUGACUGAGAGAGAUGAAGAAAAGAAAAAAAUUGCCGAAACCUUAGAGCAAGCCCAAAUUCAGAGGCAAGAUAUAGAGAAAAAAUGGAAGGAAGACUUCGAGAAACUGAGGACUAUCAAUAUAAUGAAAGAACAGGAAACUUUAGAUGAUUUUGAGUGGAAACUGAGAGAAGUACAACAAAAAUGCAAGGCGCGGUUAGAAGAGAAAGAUAAAGUUGUCGAAGAAAAACUACAGGAAGCUUAUAGAACAGCCGAGGAAAAGAUGAAGCAGGCUCAAGAAAUGACGGAAAAGCUGGAGAAUCUUAAAGUAUACGAGACUGAAAUAGAAAAUCUACGUAGCUUGACGACAGGCCAAAAAGAAGCAAUGAAUAAUCUUAUCAAGCAACAAGAAGAGAUGAAGCAAACCGAAGAGAGCUUAAAAAAUGAAACCAAAAAGCUCCGGAAUCUAAUGGAAAUGGAGAAAGAGAAUCUACAGCACAUGCAGAGAAUGCACCAUCAAGACAUUCUGGACAAAGAGAGACAACUCAAACAGACUCUGAACGACAAACGAACGGAAAUUGCAAUGUAUUGGGAGGAGAGGUUGCUCAAUGAAUGUGGCAGAUUGAAGGUCGAAUUGGAACAAAUACACGACGAAGAAAAAUGGAAUGCAAUGGAAAGCGUGAGGAAAGCGAAAGAUGAGGCUUUUCAGAAGGCUCAGAAACAUUGGGAUACAAAGUUGGGACAAUGUUUGAAAGAGGUGUCUUCUUUGAAGAAAUCUCUAGCUGAAAAAGAUAAACAUUACAAAGAAGAAAUGGUUAGCCAACAAACAGAAACCGACAGAGAAUUGAUGGAACUAAGGCGACUGAUGGAUAAAAUAGAUAUGAUGCAUCACGAAAAAUAUGAAAAGUUAGUUUCAGAACAUGAUAGUGAAAUAGAUCGGAUAAACCUAGAACACGAAAUGAGAGUUCAAGAAACUGAAAAUUACUGGAAAACUCAGAUAAGUUCUUUGAGAAUCUCUCUGGAGGCAGUGAAAGAACAAAUGGAGAAGGAAUCUCAGCAAAAAAUGGAGGGGUUGAUCGAACAACACAGGACUCAAUUAGAUGAACAGUGGGACAAUCUUAUUCACCAAAAAAGCGAAGCUAUCCAGUUACUCGAAGAAGAAUACAUUUCCAAAUAUCGAACUCUGGAAGAGCAAUUUUACACUCAACAAAAAUCGCAUAGCCUCAGAGAAGUGGAGCUGUUGAAAACCAUUGAUUCCUUGAAACACGAAUUGCAGAGUAAAGAAUCCACGAUAGAAGAUUUGCAAAAUAACGUGGAUACUCUGGAAGGAGGAGUACAAGUUUUGAACCAAGAAAUUGCACAACAAUGUGAAGAUAUAGCUAAAGCUAGGAGAGAAUCCGAUCAAAAAAUAAAGGGUCUUCUAGAAACAUUAGCACAGUUACAAGAAGGACAUGAAAAGGAAAGUGAAACUUAUCGAUUAAAAUUUUUGAGUUCCCAGAAACAAUCACAAGAAACUAUUGACCAUUUACAAAAAAAAUGCCAAUGUCUGACGAAGUUAUUCGAAGAAGUAAGACAGAGGUACGAAAGAAGAGAAUCCAGGCAAGAAGAUAUUAACAAAAUAGCCGAUUUGAAACAAGUCAUAGCCGAACAAGAGAAAGACUUGGCAUGUAUCAACGAAGAAAAACGGUAUUUCCAGAUGAAGCUGAUAGCUUUGGAGAAGCAUCUGGAAGAAAACGUUUCAGCCGAAGAAGAGGAAUUCGAAGACGCGCAUGCGCAACCUUUGAAACCUGAAGUGCUUCUGGAAUACGCUGGUUCACCAAAUAGUCCUAUCUCCAUACCUCCCACGAUACCUGAAUGUGAUGAAUGA